This is a messenger RNA of Rhododendron vialii, 1538 nucleotides long. RefSeq names its product E3 ubiquitin-protein ligase ATL6-like. The coding region runs from base 425 to 1234 and encodes 269 amino acids. Lineage: Eukaryota; Viridiplantae; Streptophyta; Magnoliopsida; Ericales; Ericaceae. The transcript has a single exon. The record is from RefSeq and is a predicted model, not a curated record.
AAAUAAAAUUUUAUUUACUAACCAUCGUUAUCCACUUACACAGUCACGAACAAUGUUUGCGUAGAAGGCUAGAAGCGCAAUGAGCGAUGAGGGUGAUGGGUGCUCUUAAAACAAAUACUCCCGUAUAAUACUCCUAGUGGACUAAAAUCCAAAUCUAUGAAGAAAACCGUCGAACUCAGUACCCAGAUUUUUAUACAAACCUGGAUACUGAUUUUUGAAGCUGUCAAAGACAAGAUCAUCUUUGAUUUUUGAAGCCGCUUUCUUCCUAAAAAACCAGAUAAUGGUUUUGUCCCAAAAUCAACAAUCUCUUGUUACAUAGGAGUACUAUAGUACUAGUAGUGGAAUAUCAAAAAAGAGCAAUCCCACUCUCUCUUCCCACAUCAUUGCAACAUAAACCCCCGCCAAACAGAAAAUUCGCUUUUGGAUGCCUAUCUAUCUGCUACUGCUGAUAUUACUAUUACCCACGGCGGCGGCAGCGCGGCCCGUCGCCGCGCAAGCACCUACGGAUCCCCCUGCGGACUACUCCUCCUCCUUCAAUUGGACACCAACUGCCAUCUACCCAGUCCUGGUGUUUGCCUUCCUCUUGACUGGCUUUGUCACAAUCUGCAUCCGCCACUGUGCAGCCGGCGAUGCUGCCGACGGAGCAAUACCACUUUACGCCACCGCCGCAAGCCGCCUGCUCCGGCUUUCUCCAAGCGGCCUCGAUCCCGCGAUGAUAAAUUCGUUCCCGAUGUUUAACUACUCCGACAUCAAACACCUCAGAAUCGGCAAAGGAGAGUUAUUGUGCGCCGUGUGCGUGUCCGAGUUCGAAGAUAACGAGAGGCUGCGGUUGUUACCCAAGUGCGACCACGCGUUUCAUCCCCAGUGUAUCGACCCUUGGUUGGCCUCUCACUCCACCUGUCCGCUUUGCCGAGCCAACCUGAGUCAAGGAAUCGAGUCGACUCAGUCGACGGAGGAGCCUAGCUCCAGAACUGAAGUUCAAAUUCAGAAUCAGAUUGCAAUUGCUGUCGAUGAAAAUCAACGAGUAGAUACGGAACCGAGAGCGCGAGUGAGGAUGUUUCCGAGGCCGCACUCAACGGGUCACUCACUGGUUCGACUGGGUGAGGACUGCGAGAGGUAUACGCUGAGGUUGCCAGAGGAGGUGAGGAGGCAGGUGAACCGGGGUGGGACCCCGGACCGGUGGUAUUUUACUAUGACGCGGCCAUUUUUCUCUAGAACCGGUUCUGCCAGGUAGACGAAGAUGGGCACCGGGACGGUGAGGUAACAGCGGUGGAAACGUCAAAGGUGUUUCUGACGUCCGUGAGAGGGCCGUUUGAAUGUCUGGCUGAGCGAGAAAAUAUUUGCUCGACUUCCUGUUUAACUCAAUGAAAAGUCAGAAAGUCGAGUAGACAUUCUCACUCUGGCAGUAGUAAAUGGGAGUGAAUUUUUUCCGGUAUUGAUCGAUUGGAAAAAAAACAAAUUUUUUUAAGAACGUGAGGAUUCCUAGCAUGUACAUUAUUUGCAGUAUAAACCUAAAGAAACAUGCAUUACUUUUUUCC